Messenger RNA from Onychomys torridus (southern grasshopper mouse), 2033 nucleotides. It is a transcript of the gene Hoxc6, whose product is annotated as homeobox C6. Gene Ontology annotation, molecular function: RNA polymerase II cis-regulatory region sequence-specific DNA binding; DNA-binding transcription factor activity, RNA polymerase II-specific. Gene Ontology annotation, biological process: regulation of transcription by RNA polymerase II; anterior/posterior pattern specification. The record is from RefSeq and is a predicted model, not a curated record. The coding region runs from base 726 to 1187 and encodes 153 amino acids. NCBI's taxonomy places the organism in Eukaryota, Metazoa, Chordata, Mammalia, Rodentia, Cricetidae. Gene Ontology annotation, cellular component: nucleus. The transcript is spliced from 3 exons.
GCAGAACAGUCCUCCCUGUAAGAGCCUAACCAUUGCCAGGGAAACCUGCGCUAGGCGCUCCGUUCAUUACCAGUAAUUUUUUUAUUAAUCUGAUUAAUAAUUAUUUUUCCCUAUUUAAUUUUUUUCCUUCCAGGUGGAGUUGCCGGAAGCUGGGGGCACCUGAGGAGGGCGGGGUGGAAGGGGAGAGGCAGGAGUUGAGAGCACCUCUCUCUCUCUCCCUACCCGACCCUCUGGCCCCCAAGGGGCAGGAGGUACGCGGGUGUGGGAGCUGAGAUCCAGAGCUGCAGACGCCUCCACCCCUCCCCUCUCCCAGGCUUUCCCUCCUGCCCCUUCCUUGCAACUCUCCUUAAUUUUAUUUGGCUUUUUUAUUAUUAGGAUUUUUCUUUUUCUUUUUAAAUUUAUAUAAAGUAUAUGUGUAUGUGUGUGUAUGGAGCUGAGACAGGCUCGUCAACGCACAGAAUGAGGAAAGACGAGAAAGACAGAGAGUGGGAGAGAGAGACAGAGAGAGAGGGAGAGAGGGACAGCAGCGCCCGGACGUCCUCCCCAACGUCGCCCUCAAUUCCACCGCCUAUGAUCCAGUGAGGCAUUUCUCGACCUAUGGAGCAGCCGUAGCUCAGAACCGGAUCUACUCGACUCCCUUUUAUUCGCCACAGGAGAAUGUCGUGUUCAGUUCCAGCCGGGGGCCGUAUGACUAUGGAUCUAAUUCCUUUUACCAGGAGAAAGACAUGCUCUCAAACUGCAGACAAAACACCUUAGGACAUAACACACAGACCUCAAUCGCUCAGGAUUUUAGUUCUGAGCAGGGCAGGACUGCGCCCCAGGACCAGAAAGCCAGUAUCCAGAUUUACCCCUGGAUGCAGCGAAUGAAUUCGCACAGUGGGGUCGGUUACGGAGCGGACCGGAGGCGCGGCCGCCAGAUCUACUCUCGGUACCAGACCCUGGAACUGGAGAAGGAAUUUCACUUCAACCGCUACCUAACUCGGCGCCGGCGCAUCGAGAUCGCCAAUGCUCUGUGCCUGACCGAGCGACAGAUCAAAAUCUGGUUCCAGAACCGCCGGAUGAAGUGGAAAAAAGAAUCUAAUCUCACGUCCACGCUUUCAGGGGGCGGCGGAGGGGCAGCCGCUGACAGCCUGGGAGGAAAAGAGGAAAAGCGGGAAGACACAGAAGAGGAGAAGCAGAAAGAGUGACCCGGACUGCCCUUGCACCCCUCUCUCCUCCCCUGCUCAUCCCAGCUCCCCAAUCACACACUCUGUAUUUAUCACAGGCACAAUUGAUGUGUUGUGACUUCCUAAAACAAAAUAGGGAGUCAGACGUGGACCUGAAAGUCAGCUCUGGACCCCCUCCCUCCCUGCACAACUCUUCACGAGCCUCCUCCUCUAGCUCCCUCGCUAGCUCCUUCUUGGCUUGUCUGCAGGCCCCUUCCCUCGCCCAGGCCUUGGGGACCUCGCUUCAGACUCCAUUGAUGUCCCUCCAAGUGAGCCCCAGGCUCCCUCCCCACCCUCCCCUCGACGCCCUUAACCCCCGCCCCCCGUGCAGAAAGCCGGCUCCCCGGACCUGGGGCCUCCACUCCAGGGCCUCAGGGCCGGGCCUGGCAGCCGGAGGGCGGGAGGCCUCAGGAGGGCUCGCCUUGGCCCCAGAACACCUCCCCCCCACCCUGGGCUUUCCCCCAGUCCCUGCCCGGCCUUUCUGCCCCAGCAAAUGCCCAGUCCGGGCAAAUUGUAUUUAAAGAUUCCUGGGGGUCAUUAUGGCAUAUUACGAACUGUGACCGUUUCUGUGUGAAUAUUUCUAGCUGUAUUUGUGGUCUCUGUAUUUAUAUUUAUGUUUAGCACCGUCAGUGUUCUGAUUUCAUUUUAAAAAGGAUUAAAAAAAGAGAGAAAAUAACAAAAAGAGAAAAAAAGUGAAUGACGUUUGUUUAGUCAGUAGGAGAAAAUAAAGAAAGAAAGAAACCCCCUCAUGUUAUCCUCCUGUAUAAAUCCGACCUCUGGAUCCGUUCUCGAAUAUUUAAUAAAACUGAUAUUAUUUUUAAAAGUUUA